This is a messenger RNA of Cydia amplana, 1680 nucleotides long. It is a transcript of the gene Upf3, whose product is annotated as regulator of nonsense transcripts 3B. Gene Ontology annotation, molecular function: mRNA binding. Gene Ontology annotation, cellular component: nucleolus; cytoplasm. The record is from RefSeq and is a predicted model, not a curated record. The transcript has 6 exons. The coding region runs from base 111 to 1658 and encodes 515 amino acids. Lineage: Eukaryota; Metazoa; Arthropoda; Insecta; Lepidoptera; Tortricidae. Gene Ontology annotation, biological process: nuclear-transcribed mRNA catabolic process, nonsense-mediated decay; positive regulation of translation.
AAUGUCACAACGACAAACGUCACAAAAGUCACUAAAAAGACUUGCGUCGAUUCGAGUACUAUUACAAAAUGAUGAAACUUUAAAAUAAACACGUUAAUAAAACGUAAACAAUGACCGAGGAUCAACAUGUUAAGGACGCGCAGGCUGAGACAGGCAGCAAAACAUUUAUUAAUAAAUCUAAGGACAAGAAAACCAGAUCACAACGGCCCCUAACCAAAAUUAUCCUUCGUCGAUUGCCUCCAACGAUGACCGAAGAACAGUUUCUAGAACAAGUGUCGCCCAUACCGGAACACGACCAUUUCUACUUUGCUAAGCCAGAUCCGUCGUUGGGGAAUAAUGUUUAUUCCAGAGCUUAUAUAAACUUCGUUAAUGUGGAAGAUAUUUACCUGUUUAGGGAUAAAUUUGAUGAAUAUGUCUUUGUUGAUGAUAAAGGUAUGGAGUAUGUUGGAAUAGUUGAGUAUGCACCGUUCCAGAGAAUUCCAAAGAAAAAGAAGAAGAAGGACCCGAAAUGUGGUACCAUAGAGAGUGACCCUGUGUACCAAGAGUUUCUGGAGAGCUUGACCAAGGAGCCGGAGGUAGAAAACCAGCCGAAACUAGAAUAUUCAUAUCCUAUUACCGAUGGCAAUGAUAAGAAAGUCCAAUCAACCCCACUGCUGGAAUACCUGGCAGCGCGCAAGCAGGACAAGCGCGGGCGAGACGAGCGCCGCCGUCGCGAGAACGACAAGCGCAAGAUGAGGAUCGAGAGGAAAACCAAGGAGCCAGCCAUCAAGGAAGAUGACUCUGGCGAAAAUGAAAUUAAGAAGAUCAAACCUAGGGAGUGGGAAAAAGACAAAUCGUCUAAACCUAGAGAAGAACAAGGCAAACCAGAUAGUAAGGAGGGAACUGUCUAUGAAUCUAAAACCUUUAGGGAACAGCGUAAAUCUGGAAUGGGUCUUGCGACAGACAAGAAGAAAAGACACGAUUCUGACAAAAAAGAUGAUGAUGAUGAUGAAUCAGAUAAAAGCAAAAUUGAUAAAUCUAUCAAGAAUGAUAAACCUAAAGAUGGUGUCAAAGAACAGAAGAGUAAAAAAUAUAGUGACACCCGCAAAGAAAGGACUAAACCAACCGAAGCUAUCAAGGCAGAUAAACAAUCAUUUACCGGGAAAAGUUCUCUUUCAGAUGGUAAAUAUAGAUCACUGAAUCAUGAUGAUAUCAAACCAUUUACACAGUUGCCACAAGUCAAAACGGAUGAUUUGUCCAGGAUUAUAGACGGAAUGGAGAAGAAAACUAAAUUAGAAGAGGUAAAAUUCCGCAAAGAUUCCGAAGAAGCUACUGAUGAGUGUAGCAAGACCAAUGACGAACCUACAGCUGUAGCAAAAGUUAGGAGAAGCAGCGUGGAUUCUGGUGAAGGACUAAAUAAUGAUGAUUCUGCCUUGAAGCGACAAAAUUCGUUGGACGACAGGGGCAAAUCGACAGACAGAGAGGGGUCUGAAGAAAAGGAGAAAAGCGAAAGUACCGACCGGCGCACCGAAAGACGCAUUAGAAAUAAGGAUCGCCCAAGCCGCGUCAUUUAUCAGCCUGGCAUGGGUAAAUUUAGCAAACAACGGCUUGCAAAGGAGAAGGAAAUCCAGCCGACCGCAGCAAAAUCCGUAAACGAUAGUGAGAAAAAAGACACUUGAGACCAUUGAAAAUUUCCCCAAA